Prorocentrum cordatum is the source of this 359-nucleotide messenger RNA. NCBI's taxonomy places the organism in Eukaryota, Dinophyceae, Prorocentrales, Prorocentraceae. The record is from the annotation of a GenBank genome assembly.
ACGCAGGAGUUCGACUUCUCUGCGCUGCUGGACCUCGAGCGCCACCUGGUGCUCCGCGAGCUCAGAGGCACGCGCGACCGACGAGAGCGGCUGUUCGACGUCAGCCCCAGGCAGGUGCACCGCAGCUUCGCGGCCGCGGCGCGCUCGCUCGCCGAGGUGCAGCGGCGAGGGCACUGGCGCAGCUUUCACAGUGCGGUUCGCUACGACAAGCACGCCAGGGUCUCCUUGCAGCUCGGAGAGCUCGCGGCGGCGAAGCAGGCGGAAGUUGCCAGCCCAAUGGGGCGCGGCGUCGCGCCCUUCGCCGCGCGCUGCGCCAGGCAGUUGCGCAACCUCAACCCACGCUACGGCGAGUCUUCCUA